Anolis carolinensis (green anole) is the source of this 6644-nucleotide messenger RNA. RefSeq names its product trichohyalin. The transcript has a single exon. Bases 1234 to 4035 code for a protein of 933 amino acids. The record is from RefSeq and is a predicted model, not a curated record. Gene Ontology annotation, molecular function: nucleic acid binding; zinc ion binding. Lineage: Eukaryota; Metazoa; Chordata; Lepidosauria; Squamata; Anolidae.
GUUAACAUUGGGGCAUUUAUGCACAUACCAAAAUGGAAAGUGAUGCAAAUGGAAUUUAUGCCAGCAAGAAUCACAAGACAGAAAUGUUGUUUUUUAAAAAAGUGGAUUCCUGUGUUUUGUAACCAUGAUCAAAUGUCACUAUACUCUGUGAGUGAAAGCUGGCUUCCCCAGCAGAAAAGAGCAAAACAUCCUUUUAUUGGAUUGUUCUUCUCACUUGUUUCUAUAGGAAGAUAAAAUGGUAUCCCCACACGGGGGAGCAAUGAAUGCAUAGGGGUCAGUCUUUUCCUGACUACCACCCUGUAAGGAUGUUAUGAGUUAAUGGGAAUUAUUGAUAUGAUUUUAUUUGUUUAUUAAAAGGAAAAAGGGGAGUUAUGUAUUGAUGAAGACAGGUCUCACAUGGAAGCCAGCUGUGUUCAGCGGGUUGCCAUGGCAACGUAACCUCUCUCUGGAGGAAAAAGGGGGCGUGGCUAAGAUGACAGUUGGAGCAUAUUCCCUUUUAAAAGUUGAGUUGCUGUGAGGGUUUUAAAAAGGAGUGGCUGUUAGGGGUUUGAGAAGAAGAGUUGCGGUUAGGUUUUGGAAAGAUUAGGAGCUGGGGAAAUCAGCUAAGGACGGCAGCUUAUGGUCACUCAGGGGAAAGGCUGGGAAUAUAAGCUGACCAGGGGAGUUUAGUAUACUGUGUUGAAGAGAAGUUAUUUAAGAAAUAUCCAUUCAAGAAAGACUACAUUGUAACUUAAGAUCCGGAACGUUUACUGAUUGAAACCAUACGCUUAUGUACCAAAAAUAAACUUGAAUUUUGUUAUUGUUCAUAAAGAUAAGUCUCCUUGCCUCUCUGUAAGCCUGUUACCUCACGUUGGUGGCAGUUACCGUACCUAUCUAUAUAAGUUACCGUACUUUCCUAUAUAAGUUACCAUCUUUACUCAUUUAAACCCAAUCAGUUCCGUUAUCCUUCCUUAUCCACUAAAUCAUCCCUGUCAUACAUUCACACAUCCUCCAUCCCUCCCUCUCACACGUGCACAGCUCUCCUCAAUUGGUGGCAGCGGUGGGAUAAAAAAGGAUUCCAUCCCUGUCACCUCAGUCCUCUUCAAGUGGUGGCAGCGGUGGGAUAGAAAAGGAUUCCAUCCCUGUCACCUCAGUUCUCUUCAAUUGGUGCCAAGCGGCGGGAUACGUUUAACAUCUCAAACUAAGUGCCUUGAGACCGCAUAGUAAGAAAUCGUGAGGUAAAAUUUAAGGAAAAUGGCUACUAGACUACAAAAGAAAUUAGCAGGAGAGGCUAGUGAAUACCAAGGAGAUAGUUCGGACUCUGAGCAAACCCCUGAGACAAGGGAAACCCUUAAAUAUAAAAUUGAAUUGAGAAAAUUAGAAUUGGAGGAUAAGCAAAGAGAAAGAGAAAGGGAGGAUAAGCAAAGAGAAAUAGAAAGGGAGGAUAAGCAAAGAGAAAGGGAGGAUAAGCAAAGAGAGAGAGAAUGGGAGGAAAAACGAUGGGAACAAGAGAAGGAAUUGAAAAUAAUGCAGCUAGAGAAGGAUAAGGAAAUAGAACUGAGACGAUUGGAAUUGGAAAAAGAGAAAUUGGCACUGUCUCAACCACACAUUAUUAACCAAGAAGGGAAUGGUAGGACUGAAGCGUCUGAUCUACUUCUGAAGAGAUUCCCAAAGUUUAAUAAAGAUGAUGAUGUGGAAAAGUUUUUGAUUUCUUUUGAGAGGUGCUGCAGAGAUUUUGAAAUUGAUGAGGGAAAAUGGAUGCUUUAUUUAAGACCCCAGAUUUGUGGUAAAUUGUUAGAAAUAUAUGGUGAUGUACCUGAAGAGUUACACCGAGAUUAUAACUUCUUUAAAAAACAGGUACAACAGAAAUUGCAACUCACACCUGAAUUUUAUCGUUUAAAAUUCAGAUCCCUGAGGAAAGAAAAGGCCCAGAGCUUCUCAGAAGUAGCCUCAAAACAAGCCCAAUUAUUUGAUAGUUGGCUCAGAACCUCAGAAGUGGAAAAUUUUCAACAGCUGAGGGAAUUAAUUAAGUUGGAACAACUGUUUCAAUUAGUGCCCUCAGAUUAUCGGUGGUUAGUUCAAGACAGAAAGCCAUCAACUGCCAAUGAAGCGGCUUCAAUGACAGACCAAUUAAUCACUCUGAGGGAAGGAUUUAGGAAGGAUGAGGGAGUAAGUGAGAGAAGGCAGAAUAAACCGCCAUUUUACAAUUAUCAAACACACACACAAUACAAAAAGACGCCUGCAGUAGAAAACACCGCCUACAGGAGGCCUGAGGUAAUUAAUCAGACCAAACCUGAGGUAAAAGCAAGGUGCUAUCAGUGUGGGAAGUCUGAUCAUCUAAAAUACCAAUGUCCUCUUUUAAGAAGAGAUAAAACAUCCUUCUUUAUGAAUAAAGAGCCCAAAGAAAAUACUCUUAAUAGGGAUAUUAAGUUGCUAAGCAGUACUGAAACAGUUCCUAGGGAGAAACAAUGUUUAUUUAUUUUAUCCGAUGAUUUUUCUGAAGAUUAUUUUGAGCCUAUCACUAUUGUGAACCAACAAAAACAAGGUUGGAGGGAUACAGGAUCCCAGGUGUGUGUUAUCCACCCAAAAUCGGUACCUCAGAAAUAUCAAAAGCCCACCUCUGAGAUAAAUCUAAAGGGUUUGGGACCAGCUGUACCAGCUGAGGUAGUAUCUCUCCCAAUUGAAUACAGUGGAUGGAAAGGGAUCUGGGACUUUGCAAUUAGCUCAGAUAUCCCUCAUGAAUGUUUAAUCGGCAAUGACCUAGCUAGACAAGUUAAGAACUGGAAAAAGUUGUGUGAGGAGAAGGAAAAUUACAACAGAAGCCCUAUUCAGGAAGCAGUGUGCUUACCUAUUCAGCCAGAAUCUGAACAGGGUCCAGAAUCCAGUUCCGCCAUUAUUGAAAUUGUUAGUAAAACAGGGGGAGUGCAAGAAAUUAAACAAGCUCAGGAGGAAGAUGAAUCCCUGAAGCCUUUGUUUAAGCAAGCUGAAAGUUUACUAGAAUCAGCAGGAGAACUACCCAAUAAAUUUGUCACAAAAGAUGGUGUGUUUUACAGAGAAAGCAAAAGUGUGGAAUCAGAAGAAAGGUCAGAAAUACAUAGUCAGAGUUUCACUGAAAUUGAAAGGCAAGCGCAGGUGGCUGAGAAACUGAAGGAGCAACAGGCUGCGGAGUACAAGAAGCAAGCAGAUGAAGCCUUAGUGGCCUCCAUGAGACUGACGUAUCAAGAGCUACACGUUGAUCGGAAAAAGGAGGAGAAAAAACUUCAAAACCUGGAAGGGAAGAAGUGGGAACAGGCAGAGCGGCUGGGCAUGGGCUUGGUGUCCAGGAGCUCUAUUUCUCACUCUGUCCUCUCUGAGAUGCAAGUGAUAGAACAAGAAACGCCAGUGACUACAAAGUCCACACGGUCCCAGCUAGAUCUCUUUGAAGACAUCGGAAGCUUCACAUCUGGACCACCAAAGUACAAAGAUAAUCCUUUUUCAUUAGGCGAUGCCUUCAGCUCACAGUGGGAGACAGACAACUCCUCUUGGGAAAUGGACAAAGGGGAAGAGGAGGCAGACAUUGCCAUCUCCAGCAUCCGGCCUAUUGGUGACAGACCCAUUAACAGAAGAGAGACAGAGAGCAAGAUAUCAGUAGUGGAGUCCAAUGAAGCUCAGCAGAAGUUUGCAGGGGCCAAAGUCAUCUCAUCUGAUAUGUUCUUUGGACGGGAAGCUGAUACAGUUCCAGUGGCUGAAUAUUUGACCGAUCUUCAGUCAACAAUGAGAGUGGCAAGAGACAUCGCACAAGAACAUCUAGCUGUAGCCCAGCAGAGACAGAAGAGCUACUAUGACAGGUCAGCCAAACCAAGAAGCAAGCGGAGGUUAUUUUUCGAUGGAGAGAGUGGUAAAGACCCUGACGUGAUGGGGAUUGGUAGUUUUAACUAUCAGCAGUUUACUUUCAAGAUUCUACAAAAAUGUUUGGACAAUGUUUCGCAGGACUUCUUAAAUGACUCUUGGAAGUUUCGCAAAAAAACAUUUUGGGACAGAGAGAGUUCAUUGUGUUGCUGGGAAGGACGAGUGUAAUUAUCCCCAACAACAUGUUAACCUCUGGAAUGCUCCGCAGAAGGAAACAUCGAUGAACUGUGCCAGGUGGCAUGAAGAAGAUCCCUAUGAAAUGUACUGAGUAUCGGAAGAUGUUUAGUCCAGUGUAUAAAUAAAGACUUGGGGAAUAACCCUGAAUGAAAAUUAAACUGUUACAAAUAUGAUUUAUGGAAAAUGUAUUUUUAAAAUGUCUUUUGAUUUGAGGUUGUGAAUCUUAACAAUGGGAAAGAUGACCAAUACGUUUAUGGUUUGUAUGUUGAAUGGUGACAAUGCCAUGACUGUAUGGUAAGAUAUGGACAUGUUAUGUGUAUAUGCAACAGUGAAGGUUUGUAUUUUAUGAUUUAUGUAUUGUAUCUAACUUUGUGUUUUAUUUCAGGAAUACUGUUGUGUAUGUAUAUAUGUAUUUAUUAAUUAUUUUUGCCCAUUCUAGGCAUAGAAAAGGCAAAAAUAAUCUUUCUUAGGGGGAGGUGUAAGGAUGUUAUGAGUUAAUGGGAAUUAUUGAUAUGAUUUUAUUUGUUUAUUAAAAGGAAAAAGGGGAGUUAUGUAUUGAUGAAGACAGGUCUCACAUGGAAGCCAGCUGUGUUCAGCGGGUUGCCAUGGCAACGUAACCUCUCUCUGGAGGAAAAAGGGGGCGUGGCUAAGAUGACAGUUGGAGCAUAUUCCCUUUUAAAAGUUGAGUUGCUGUGAGGGUUUUAAAAAGGAGUGGCUGUUAGGGGUUUGAGAAGAAGAGUUGCGGUUAGGUUUUGGAAAGAUUAGGAGCUGGGGAAAUCAGCUAAGGACGGCAGCUUAUGGUCACUCAGGGGAAAGGCUGGGAAUAUAAGCUGACCAGGGGAGUUUAGUAUACUGUGUUGAAGAGAAGUUAUUUAAGAAAUAUCCAUUCAAGAAAGACUACAUUGUAACUUAAGAUCCGGAACGUUUACUGAUUGAAACCAUACGCUUAUGUACCAAAAAUAAACUUGAAUUUUGUUAUUGUUCAUAAAGAUAAGUCUCCUUGCCUCUCUGUAAGCCUGUUACCUCACGUUGGUGGCAGUUACCGUACCUAUCUAUAUAAGUUACCGUACUUUCCUAUAUAAGUUACCAUCUUUACUCAUUUAAACCCAAUCAGUUCCGUUAUCCUUCCUUAUCCACUAAAUCAUCCCUGUCAUACAUUCACACAUCCUCCAUCCCUCCCUCUCACACGUGCACAGCUCUCCUCAAUUGGUGGCAGCGGUGGGAUAAAAAAGGAUUCCAUCCCUGUCACCUCAGUCCUCUUCAAGUGGUGGCAGCGGUGGGAUAGAAAAGGAUUCCAUCCCUGUCACCUCAGUCCUCUUCACACCCCAUUAGAAUAUGUUUGGUUUUUCUCAUUACUUCAGCCAUCACUCCUACCUACCUACUGAUAUUUUAUCUUAUUCCUAACUGGCUGCUGCCCAAAAGGUCUUUUCCUGAUCUCUUUCACUGCUACUUCUUCCCCCCUCCCACCCUUCCCCAGGAUUAUUGAAUGAUCAGAGCCAGUGCAAGUAAGACAAGGAUCACAAGGUCAGAUGAGCAAAUCACUGGCUAUUCUACCUGAGCUGAAAUGUUCAUACUGCUAGCUAGAAGUAGACUUGUUCACAUUGCUAGCCAGCUUCAAACUGAAGAGAGUCAUCAUAAGAUAUCAAGCAGAAAGGGAUGGGAAUAUAGGAAUAAUAGCUGUGGCCAGAAGGCCUUUCCACCAGUCACACUGCUAUCUUGAGUGAUAGCAAAGAUCUGCAGGGAGAAGGGUGAGGUGAUAUGAAUAGGAAGGCCUAGUUUUCUGUACUGACACACAUCGAAGGACUCCAUCCUUCUGCUCAUGUGGGGUCACAUUUGUCAUCCCAAUGCAGAAUCACUACAGCUUCAUGCUUGGUGAUUAAGCAGAGCAUCCUGACAGAUUACAGAUACCCCAGCAAGGUGAUCAAGACCAUUCUGGCAUCCAGAAGGCCAUUGACCAACGCAAACGAUGGAAGCACUUUCAGAACAUUUUGGAGACUGCGCACAUGUAAGAACAUGGACCUCUUGAAGUUCUACAUAUCCAACCUGUUCAUUGUUCUGUAGGAAGGCAUAGUCCAAUGUCUGAAGCCCAACAUAGUGAAAACCGAUUGCUGCCAUCAUGUCACACAAAGCUCACCUUCACACACAGAUUCCUGAAAGAGCUCUCAUUACUCACCGUGCUCACACUGCACCAUUUUUUUUUAUCAUAGAUCCUCCAGUCAAUAGUUAUGCUUGCUAAAGACUAAAGGCAUGCUACUCUCAUUUGAGCCUCUCUGAGACACCUGCCCAGAAACUUCACCAUCAUAUCAGCAUGAAGGGUGUUAGAAUUGGCGCUCUAGAAACACAAGGCAUUAUCAGGCCCAGCUCUAUAGUGCUCUGUCUGGAUGUGACUAUCAUCCCAAAGUGACCUCGUGUUCCAUAGGGUGCAAAAAGUGAUUCUCCCAUCCUCCUGUCCAUGACUGAUCAAGAAAGAACCUGUUACAUCCUAGAUGUGCAUAGAGCAGCAGUUCUGAGUCUUGGGUGCCCCAUUUGUCUCCUUCUAGCCCAGGUAAAAGGGCAAGAAGGGGUUUGUCUCCACUCUCAGCAGGGGGAACAAGUAAUGC